Molecule: messenger RNA, 1461 nt
Organism: Pseudogymnoascus verrucosus
Lineage: Eukaryota; Fungi; Ascomycota; Leotiomycetes; Thelebolales; Thelebolaceae
Exons: 4
Coding region: 147-1283 (378 amino acids)
Molecular function (GO): nucleotide binding
Source: RefSeq, a predicted model, not a curated record
AGCACCAUAAUCAACCCCCGCUAUGCUUUUUUUAUAAAGACGUACCGAGAUGUUCUUUUCGUUUCAUCUGCCACAGAUUCAACUUAUCUUGCGUUUUCCUUCGAUUUACUACUUACGUCCCUUGUCUUGACUAAAGUUAACCGGCUAUGGCGCCCAUCAAAGUCGGAAUCGUGGGCUACGGUUUUGCAGCCAAGAACUUCCAUAUCCCUUUCAUUUCCGCCAUUCCUGACUACGAAAUAAUCGCUAUUUUGCAGAGAGCGGAGGCCCCAGCCAAUCCUGAGUUAUCUCCUAAGGGUUCCCAUUGCACUGUCGAUUUUCCAGGAAUCAAGCACUAUAGAUCUGCAGACGACUUCUUCGCCGAUUCAGAAAUCGCUUUUGUCGUAGUAGCUACGCAGACUGAUACGCAUGCCUUGUUUGGGGAGAUGGCGCUGACGGCCGGAAAGCACGUCAUAAUUGAUAAGCCUUUUGCAGAGUCAGCCGAGGAAGCAGACAAGAUCAUAGCCCUUGCUGAGAAGAAAUCAUUACUUCUUACCUGCUAUCAAAACAGAAGAUGGGAUGGUGGCUUUCAAACGUUGCGGAAGCUUAUUAAAGAAGACGCAUUAGGGGAUAUCAAGGAAGCAGAGAUUCACUACGACUUCGAGUCGCCAUCAUGGAUUUCUCAAUUCCCUGCGAAGUAUACGCCUGGAGCUGGGAUGGCGUAUGGGCUAGGAACGCACAGCAUUGAUCAGGCAUUGGUCUUAUUUGGCCUGCCCAAAUCAGUCACAGGUUUCUUCCGCGUCCAGCGCGGCAUGGAGAGCGAAGUAGAGGACUCCUUCACCAUAGUCAUGCAGUACGACGGACCACAGAAGGAGCUACUUGUAACAGUGAAGACAUCUGUGGUAACACCAAUGGCGCAGCAGCUUAAAUUUCUCGUGCGCGGCACUAAAGGCUCCUUUAUUAAGUUUCAGAAUCGGAGUACGUGCCCACAAGAAGAGCAGAUUGCUCUGGGAGCAAAACCUCUCGACGAAGGUUUUGGUUCCGAGCCAGAGCAAUUCCAAGGCAUUCUCACGACAUAUGACAGUUUCGAUAGUCAGGUCCAGACACUUGACAAGGAGACAAACAAGUAUACUGGUAGGUAUCCUACGAUUACAGGUCGAUGGCUAGGAAUAUACGAGAAUGUUGCAGAUGCCAUCAAUGGAAAGGGCGAUUUAGAAGUCAAGCCAAAGCAAUCGAGAGAUGUGCUGCGUAUUAUUGAGCUUGCAAGGGAGUCACACAACAAGGGUGUUGCAGUGCCAUGGGCAUGAACGUUUUCACGGCCUGUUGGAAUUCUUGGGAGUUAUUUUGAGAAUGAAGCCAAUCCGCAAUCACCACCUUUACUAAUUUGCCCAGUCAAUGCCUGCAUACUUGAACUAGUAAAAGUACUAGACCCGUCGAAAUAUAUGGAGAUUCAUACCUACAAGUAAUUUCAUCUUUCCGUCCAAG